AUGCAAGAAGAAUGGUUCAAUGGAUCUAUUAUCAAUGUACAAAAUAAUAUAAUUGAACAUUUAAAAGACCUUAAUAGGUUAUUAUCUAGAAAAUCAGGUAUUAUUCAAUCAACAGAACUUUCUAAAAAUGAUAAAAUUGAAAGAUUGGAAAAUGAAAUUAAUCCUCAAUUAGAAAAUUUGAAUGUAUCUAUUUCAGAACUGGAUACAAAAUUGGAUAACAUAUACAAUACGAAUGGCAAUAUUUAUGGUAGCAGUGAUAAUAAUAAUAAUAAUAAUAAUAAUAAUAAUAAUAAUGCUAAUGAUUUUGGAAAAGAUAAAGAGGCUACUCCCUGGUUGUUUAAUGAAGAUGAUGAUCAAUUCGAUGAAUCACGGUUUUACGAUAUAUCUCAUGAAGGAAUGGUUGAUGACGAAGAAUAUCAACAUCAUAUAGAUAAAGUAUUCACAACAAAUGAUCAUAAUAUUAUUGAGAGUGAUCCCGAUAAUGUAAUAUCUGAUAAUGAAUCAGUUCCAAUAAUAGAAGACCACGCAAUAUCUUCGUCACCUUCAUUAUCACGUACUGAAUCAUUAUCUAAUGAACAUAUUAUUAUCAGUAGUGAUGAUGACUUCGAUAUAAUGGAAGUAAAUGAACCAAUGGAUCAAGAAGAAGUUAUAGAUUUGGAACCAAUACUUUCGGAUGAUGAUUUGUUACCAUCUGUUCUUUCAUCUCAGAUACAAUCAUCUACCAAGAACGUUAUUGAUAUUGAAAAAGAAGAGGCUAAAGAACAAGAAAUUUAUUAUAAAUGGACAGAUGAACUCUAUUUCAAAUUGAGUAAAAUCUUUAAAUUGGCUAAUUUUAGAAAUAAUCAAUUAAAGGCAAUCAAUUCCACUUUAUCGGGGAAGGACGUAUUUGUAUUGAUGCCUACAGGUGGUGGGAAAUCAUUAUGUUAUCAAUUACCAGCAAUUAUUAAAAAUGGGAAGACACAUGGAACUACUAUAGUUGUUUCACCGUUAGUCUCAUUAAUGCAAGAUCAAGUCGAUCAUUUGCUUGCAUUAGAUAUUAAAGCUACUAAUUUAAACUCUAGACUUAAUGCUGAACAGAAAAAUUUUGUAUUUCAAUUGCUAGUUAAUGGUGAGUUGGAUUUAUUGUAUAUCUCCCCCGAGAUGAUAAAUGCAUCAAAAAAAUUUCAAACUGUUCUACAAAGUUUAUUUCGAACUCAUAAUUUAUCAAGAAUAAUUAUAGAUGAAGCUCAUUGUGUUUCAAGUUGGGGUCAUGAUUUUAGACCAGAUUAUAAACAAUUGAAUUAUUUUAAGGAGAAUUUUUGUAAUAUACCAAUUAUGGCAUUGACUGCUACUGCAAAUACAUUUGUUAUUAACGACAUUAUCAAGAAUUUGAAAUUUAAUCAAAACAACAUGACAUUAUUAAGACAGAGUUUUAAUAGAGAUAAUUUAUUUUAUCAAAUUUUACCUAAAAAUUCGAAUACUAAAAUUAUGGUAGAAACAAUCAAAAAAUUUAUAUUAGAAAAUUUUAAAAAUCAAACAGGUAUAAUUUAUUGUCAUUCUAAAAAAUCAUGUGAAGAAGUAUCAGAGAUGUUAUCAUCUUUAGGAAUUAAAUCGGCAGCAUAUCAUGCGGGCAUGAGUGCAAACGAAAGAAUCAGAGUACAAAAAUCUUGGCAAAAUAAUAUUGUUCAAGUGAUAUGUGCCACAGUGGCCUUUGGGAUGGGUAUUGACAAGCCUGAUGUUAGAUUUGUAAUGCAUUAUACAAUUCCAAGGUCUCUGGAGAGUUAUUAUCAGGAAACUGGUAGGGCAGGAAGAGAUGGAAGGUAUUCAUAUUGUAUUACUUUUUACUCCUUUAAAGAUGUUAGGAAAUUACAAAAGAUGAUACAGAUAGACAAAUCUCUUAAAAAGGAAAAUAAAACUGUUCAUCUUAACAAAUUACAACAAGUCAUGACUUUUUGUGAAAAUCAAUUUGAAUGUAGAAGAAAUUUGAUUUUAAAUUAUUUUGAUGAAAAAUUCGAUUCUAACUUUUGUUUCCAAAAUUGUGAUAAUUGUGUGAAAAAGGAUUUAGAUUUAACCGAGACUGAUGCAAGUCAAAUUAAAGAACAAGAUAUUACAGAAACAUCUCUACAGAUUGUAGAUUUGGUAGAUUCAUUAGGUUCUGACAGGGUUACUGUAAUAAGUUGUCAAGAAAUAUUUAAAGGGUCAAAGUCUGCAAAGAUUGUACAGUCAGGAUAUACUCAAUUAAGGGAACAUGGUCUCGGGAAAGAAUGGUCCAAGCAGGAUCUGGAAAGAAUAUUUUUCCAUUUAAUUACUUUGAAAGUACUUCAAGAAUAUUCAGUUAUGAAUAAAUGUGGUUAUGGAUCAAGUUAUGUAAAAUUAGGUCCUGAAGCUAGAAAGCUUAGAAAUAGGAAGCUAACUAUUACUAUGAAGUUCACCAUAACCGAAAAACGGAGUAAGACGUCCAAAAGUGAUACAACAGUAGAGGAAGAUCCUCAAUUUAUUAAAAUAUUAACCAAUAGGAGAGCUCGAAGGAUCGAAUUCCCUACACGACCUUCAGAGAAUCGACCAAAAAGGGUCCAUAAUGCAACGUAUGUCACCACCUAUAAUAACAGUGAAGCUGUAACCUACGAACGUAAUUUGGAAAUUGUUCGUCAAUUAAAAGAACAGCAAUGUGCAACUGAAAAAAUUACUAGAUCGUCUGGAAACAAAGGAUCUAUUAAGGGUAGAAGAAAAACUAGACGAUAUAGAAGAGGCGGAAGAUCUGGUUCCAAAUCAUAUAGAGCAAGGAAUUGA
Molecule: messenger RNA, 2769 nt
Organism: Maudiozyma barnettii
Lineage: Eukaryota; Fungi; Ascomycota; Saccharomycetes; Saccharomycetales; Saccharomycetaceae
Product: RecQ family ATP-dependent DNA helicase
Exons: 1
Coding region: 1-2769 (922 amino acids)
Biological process (GO): DNA replication; double-strand break repair via homologous recombination
Cellular component (GO): cytoplasm; chromosome; nucleus
Molecular function (GO): four-way junction helicase activity; nucleic acid binding; ATP binding
Source: RefSeq, a predicted model, not a curated record